Molecule: messenger RNA, 4512 nt
Organism: Anopheles coustani
Lineage: Eukaryota; Metazoa; Arthropoda; Insecta; Diptera; Culicidae
Gene: TfIIA-L
Product: transcription initiation factor IIA subunit 1
Exons: 7
Coding region: 1501-3012 (503 amino acids)
Biological process (GO): transcription by RNA polymerase II; transcription initiation at RNA polymerase II promoter
Cellular component (GO): transcription factor TFIIA complex
Source: RefSeq, a predicted model, not a curated record
GGUUUAGUGUAAAAACGGGUUGCUUAUCGUGGGAAAAGUGCGUAAAAUGCGUGAGUUGACCGUAUUUUGUUUCUGUGCAAAGUCAUAAAACUGUCUACAACUAGGUCGUUGGUCGUAAGAUUGUACAAAGCAAAUCGCUUGUUCGGUCUGGCCCUAUCGAACAAGCCUACCUUCGACUCUGUCGGUGCUGACGUUUCCGCAAAAGGCGCCUUCCAGUAGGCACCCUCGUUCGCUCCAUCCAGGGAUGCAGAGCAACGUAAUAAGGCCACAUAUUCGAACGGUAGUGUUUCGAGCGGACUAUUUUCGCCACCGUAUCUUACUUCCCUAAAUACCUGACAUCGAUCACUCGUCCAACGGUCCGCAAACCCCCCACACAUCGCGUUACCUUGUGUCGUCAAUCGAGUGUGUCACCGCUGCGGUGCACCUCGCCGUAUAGCUGUCAAUCUGCCGUUGCGGAGGUCGUGUGCGGUGAGGAAGUGCUCGGUCCGCUACCACUUAAAGCGCCAACGAAGCAAAACAGAAGUAGAAAGAAGAAGGUCUCGCGCUCCCCGGCACAAGAGGUUUUCCGGUCAGUCGUGAGGGGAGGAGAAAGGGGGUCUACUCUGUGUUACGCCAAGAGUCGAGUGGAGAGUAGGAAGCCCAUCGUCCGGUGGUCCCGUGAUCGAGCUCAUCUGUUUACUGGCCCUUCCAUUCGACGGGCGGACGUACAAGUAUUUCACGCAGUGUGCAUUGGUGCUCCCAUUUUCCGUGCACCCCGACGAGAACCAUCGCGAAUGACAUUCCUCCGUGCGCGGCUGACGGUUCGCAACGCAAAAGUGCACUCUUGUCUGAUGAUUCAAGGGUAGACGAGGAAAGGGCUGCCUGCGCGUAGUUAGUUUGUCGGAUGUAUUUAUGUGAACAAGCGCCUUGAUACACCCAGCUGCAUCUCCGAUGCAAACUGUAUCAUAACCAUCAUAAGCUAGUGACUAUACCAAUAUCGUGCAUUCGCGAACCGCACGACGAUUCCCCGAUCUGAUCGGAUGCCUGCGCCCCAUAGGCCGUCACCAUCGGAGUAAACAUUAUCGACGCAUGUGGGUGUGUGUGGACGGUUGUGUCGAAAAAAGUGAAAACGUGCGCGGUAGGUGGUGACGAGCGCCGCUGGCCGGGGGACGACCUACCGAAGAGUAGGCUUAUUAAACAGUGGUGUGUUCAUAUUCAUUUGAGGGCACACGCAAAACAACGUAACACAUCGGCAAGAGCUGUGGAAGCACGAAUUAGUGGACCAGCAUCGGGUCUUAUCACAAACGCCAGCAACCAUCGAGGCAAAACUGCAUUCUAGAGCACCGACGGUUUCGCGACGGCAGUCUAUCUUCCUUUGCGGUCUGGUCUGCUAACCCGCGAUACGUUCGAACACAGUGAACUAAGCGCAUCACAAUCGAUACAACCCAGGCACCGUAUACGCUGGAUUCAACUGUACCGCAUAUCAUCGAACCGUGUGCAGCGUAAGAACAAAUCUCCAGGAUGGCACUCAGUCAAACAUCGGUGCUGAAGGUGUACACUACGGUCAUCGACGACGUAAUCGCGGGCGUUCGUGACGCCUUUCUCGACGAUGGCGUUGACGAGCAGGUCCUACAGGAGAUGAAACAGGUCUGGACAUCGAAGCUGAUGUCCUGCAAAGCGAUCGAAGCUGCGCCGGAUCCACAAGAUCAGCAAGCACCGUCCAUCCUCUCACACAGCACUAAGUCCGUGUCGCAUUCAAAGUCCAACGGAACAAAGAAGUCCAAGGCAGCGGCAGCGGCGGCGGCAGCAUCUGCUUCGGCCGCGAAUAAUCAGCAGGAGAAUGGAAAGGCCAACGCCAACAGUGGUGCCGCUAACAACACGAAGGUGACACCCGCAACAAACGUAGAUCCGUUGGCCGAUACAGUCGUUCCUUCCGGCGGCGGCGGUGCUGCUACCGCUGGUUCUAAUGCUUCUAACGCCACUCAACAGACGAUAAAUCAAUCCCAUCAGCAGAAUGCGGCAGCGGGCAACAAUGUCGCCGGCAAUGCGACCGCGCCAAGCGCCCCCUCGAGCGGCGGCCAGCAGCAGCAGCAACAGUCCCAACAAUCAGCGUCGGCCCCGGCCGCCGUUGUGGCCGCUCUUGAUCCGAACAAGCUGGUCGCCAUACAGAUAACGCUGCCCGCGCAACCCAACGUGGCCAACAGUCAGCCACGGGUGCUGACGAUACAGGUGCCGGCGUCGGCGCUGCAGGAAAACCAGCUGCAGCAGGUGCUGACCAGUCCGAUCAUUUCCUCCAUCAUGCCUCUACCGCCGCACAUCGCUUCAACUGUUUUGCAGCAGCACGUGAAUUCCUAUCUGCAGAACAGCAGCAUUAAUUCCCUCUCGAUUCAAAAGCAGCUGGAUGGUGCCUGCGAUGACGAUCCGUCGGUGGACGAGCGAGAGAUAAAAGCGAACUACACGCUGGUGGAAGUGUCGAGCACAGCAAAUCGAUUCUUGCUCGAUCAGCAGCUUUUAAGCGCGUUGGCAGUCGGUCAAAGAUCAUCAACGGGCAGCGACGAUACUAUCACCUCUACCUGCGCCAGCAGCUCCGGUCAGUCGAUGGCCGCUAAGAAAAUUCGCCGUCGACCACUACGAGUAUCGCGAAAAUCGUUGAAAAAGGCAAAAGAUGAAGCGGUCUCAAUUGAAAUCUGUACCAGUAUGCAACUGGAUGGAGCAGUCGAUACGUCCGACGAGGAAGCGAGUGACAUCAGCGAUGACAACAUUCCGGACGAUGACGACGAAGAUCUGGAUAAGGAGGAAGAGGACGACCUGGAGGCAGAAGGCGGAGCAGAAGAGGAACCGUUGAACAGCGAAGACGACGUCACGGACGAGGAUGCCUCCGAUUUGUUCGACACGGACAAUGUCGUCGUCUGUCAGUAUGAUAAGAUAACGCGAUCUCGCAACAAGUGGAAGUUCUAUCUAAAGGAUGGCAUCAUGCACAUUUCUGGGAAGGACUACGUGUUUCAAAAAUCGAACGGCGAUGCAGAGUGGUAAAACGUUGAUACGGUUGCUCGAUAAGCAGGGCCGGUUCUGCCUGAUCUACAUGGUAUGUGUUUGUUUGUGCGAAUGCGAUAUCCCAGGGGAACGUUUACAAAAGAUGAUACAGAUCGAUGGAAUGUAAUUACUAGCAGCGUUACUAUGAUGCGAACGGACAGUCGAAUGGGUCACCAACGUGAGCCUUACAGUGGGAGAGGAGGGGCCAUUUUCCAUGUGAAUGAAAGGUGAAAGAGAUAAAACAAAUAGCAAUAUACAGGUGAGGAACGAAUCAGGAGUCCUUUAAUGCUGCUUCUAGAUGGCAGUAUUUUAGGUAUUGUCUACCGAAAAAGAUGCACUUAUGGCUAUACCCGAUUCCAACCAACUUUUCAACGCUCACCGACCAGCUAAUGAACCAAAUAGUAGGGAAGCAUUUAUCUCGUUCGAUGAUUUCAGCAUUGUUAAUCCACCAUCUCCACCCCCAACCCCCAAAGCACCAACUUCAGGGUUUAAUUGGACUGUAGCAAGCGAAAGAACCCUGCAUCAACUAUACGAUGUUUUUAAUGUAAUUAUUCUCGACAAUGUUUGCCUUUACCAGGAAACGGGAUGAUGUUGUUUCGCAUCAUUAAAUGAUUUACAUUUUAUACCGCGUUAUGAUGGCCAAUUUCGCUUUGAGUUAAAUAGAUGAACAGAAAAAGCUUCAUUUCAGUUCUGUAAUGAUGCAUAAUACUUCUAACAAUGGAGAAAAAAUGCAUUUUAAAUUGAACUUGAGUUAUGGUUUUGGUGUAUUCAUCUUAUAAGCUUUUAAAACAUAAAGCAACUCUACUCUGAUGCAAACAACAAACGUACGUAUAUAGGUUUGAUUACCGGAACCACAGCCUGUCUGAAACCCCGAUACGGUUGGAAGCAUCGUUAUGAUGAAACAAACAAACACACCAGCGCUUCUGAAAGUCUUAUAAAAAAUUGUCGAUUUAAUUAAUGAACGGAAUAGAAAACCAACAAAAUACUUGUGCCCUCGGUUACAAGUCAUAAGUGCUCAUAAACUAAAAAUAUACAAUCACAGGCUGCAGUUUGACGAUAUUGAAAUGUGAAUAAAAUCAUGAAAGGGAUAGCGUUCGCCGUUCUUGUGUCAUUGUAAUAACAAAAAGUUCUUCACACAACCCUUUCUACGUUCACUGGAAAAGGAACUAAGAAUUUUUAGUACAGUAAAGAAUUUCGUGCAACCGCCAAUGAAUCACAGUGGUUAUUUUGUUUUUUUCUUUGUAAGUUUACAUGUUUUAUUUGUCUAUGUAUUCACUUCAACUUGUGUCUUUUGUAGAGUCCUGUCGCUAUUUUAGAUUAUGGUUUCUUUUUUGUGCAGCACGUGGUGCAUGAUAACUUUUGGGUAGAGAAAACUUUGUUAGCAGAGAGUAGAUUUUUUUACAACGAUAAGAAACGAAUGAAGACGUUGGUUUUCAUUGAUAAACAAAACAUGUUUGUGUUUACGAAAUGCAUAAUAAAGAUGGAAAAAAGUUCAACGUA